AUGGAUAGGGCAGUUAAAACUUCUGAUUCAGGGGUGUUCAAAGCCAUCCUACAGCAAAGAAUUCUGGUGCAACAGUGGCAUAAUGAGUGGUUGACUAUGGUGCAAACACAUAAGUUUAAUGGUAGGAAAUUCUACAAUUUGUUGCAGAUGGAUUGCCCUAGUGUGGAGUGGUAUAAUCUGGCGUUCCACAACAAAGCUAGGCCUAGAGCGGUGUUCACGCUUUGGAUGCUUUGUCAUGGGAAAUUGCCUACACACAUGAGACUGCAUCGUUGGGGUAUGGUACAAACGACUGCCUGUGGUUUUUGCGACAAAGAUGAGACCAUUGAUCAUAUAUUCUUUGAGUGUGUUAUUCUGAAAUGGAUAUGGCAAAGAGUCCUAAACUUGCCGCGAUUUCAGCAUGAGCCUGGCAGUUGGACACAUGAGAUGAACUGGUUUUUGCUGCACUAUCGGGGUAAAGGCUGGAAAGCUGAUUUGAUACGUUUGGCCUUAGCGGAAACAGUGUACGAGGUAUGGCAGUACCAAAAUGAGAGAUGUUUUGGCCAUAGUGUAAAUAAUAGCGAUGUAGAGGGGAAAAUUAUCAAUGGUAUAGUUUAUAGAGGGUGGACUAGUCCUAAGCUUAGGCCACAUAUAGCUAACCUUUUAAUGCCUUAA
This is a messenger RNA of Vicia villosa (hairy vetch), 651 nucleotides long. RefSeq lists its product as uncharacterized. The record is from RefSeq and is a predicted model, not a curated record. Lineage: Eukaryota; Viridiplantae; Streptophyta; Magnoliopsida; Fabales; Fabaceae. Bases 1 to 651 code for a protein of 216 amino acids. The transcript has a single exon.